Messenger RNA from Knipowitschia caucasica, 2487 nucleotides. NCBI's taxonomy places the organism in Eukaryota, Metazoa, Chordata, Actinopteri, Gobiiformes, Gobiidae. The record is from the annotation of a GenBank genome assembly.
AUGAUUGAUGGCGUGAGGCUCAUAGUUUCAUUCAUUCCUCCUCCCAUCUCCUCCUCUGCCUCCUCCUCCUCCUCCCAUAUCCUCUGCCUCCUCCUCCUCCUCCUACCAUCUCCUCUGCCUCCUCCUCCUCCUCACAUAUCCUCUGCCUCCUCCUCCUCCUCCUACCAUCUCCUCUGCCUCCUCCUCCUCCUCACAUAUCCUCUGCCUCCUCCUCCUCCUCCUACCAUCUCCUCUGCCUCCUACCAUCUCCUCUGCCUCCUCCUCCUCCUCCCAUCUCCUCUGCCUCCUCCUCCUCCUCCCAUCUCCUCUGCCUCCUCCUCCUCCUACCAUCUCCUCUGCCUCCGCCUCCUCCUCCUCCUCCCAUCUCCUCUGCCUCCUCCUCCUCCUCCUACCAUCUCCUCUGCCUCCUCCUACCAUCUCCUCUGCCUCCUCCUCCCAUCUCCUCUGCCUCCUCCUCCUCCUCCCAUCUCCUCUGCCUCCUCCUCCCAUCUCCUCUUCCUCCUCCUCCUCCUCCUCCCAUCUCCUCUGCCUCCUCCUCCUCCUACCAUCUCCUCUGCCUCCUCCUCCUCCUACCAUCUCCUCUGCCUCCUCCUCCUCCUACCAUCUCCUCUGCCUCCUCCUCCUCCUCCCAUCUCCUGUACCUCCUCCUCCUCCUCCCAUCUCCUCUGCCUCCUCCUCCUCCUCCUCUCAUCUCCUCUGCCUCCUCCUUCUCCUCCCAUCUCCUCUCCCUACUCCUCCCAUCUCCUCCUCUCCCUCUUCCUCCCAUCUCCUCCUCCUCCUCCUCCCAUCUCCUCUCCCUCUUCCUCCCACCUCCUCUCCCUCUUCCUCCCACCUCCUCUCCCUCUUCCUCCCUCCUCCUCUCCCUCCUCCUCCCAUCUCCUCCUCCUCCUCCCAUCUCCUCUCCCUCUUCCUCCCAUCUCCUCUCCCUCCUCCUCCCAUCUCCUCCUCCUCCUCCUCCCAUCUCCUCUCCCUCUUCCUCCCAUCUCCUCCUCCUCCUCCUCCUCCCAUCUCCUCUCCCUCUUCCUCCCACCUCCUCCUCCCAUCUCCUCUCCCUCUUAUCUCCUCUCCCUCUUCCUCCCAUCUCCUCUGCCUCCUCCUCCUCCAAUCUCCUGUGCCUCCUCCUCCUACUCCUCCCAUCUCCUCCUCUCCCUCUUCCUCCCAUCUCCUCCUCCUCCUCCUCCUCCCAUCUCCUCUCCCUCUUCCUCCCACCUCCUCUCCCUCCUCCUCUCCCUCCUCCUCUCCCUCCUCCUCCCAUCUCCUCCUCCUCCUCCCAUCUCCUCUCCCUCUUCCUCUCAUCUCCUCUCCCUCCUCCUCCCAUCUCCUCCUCCUCCUCCUCCCAUCUCCUCUCCCUCUUCCUCUCAUCUCCUCCUCCUCCUCCUCCUCCUCCCAUCUCCUCUCCCUCUUCCUCCCAUCUCCUCUCCCUCUUAUCUCCUCUCCCUCUUCCUCCAAUCUCCUGUGCCUCCUCCUCCUACUCCUCCCAUCUCCUCUGCCUCCUCCUCCUCCCAUCUCCUCCUCCUCCUCCUCCUCCUCCCACCUCCUCUCCCUCCUCCUCCCAUCUCCUCCUCCUCCUCCCAUCUCCUCUCCCUCCUCCUCCCAUCUCCUCUGCCUCCUCCUCCUCCCAUCUCCUCCUCCUCCUCCUCCCAUCUCCUCUGCCUCCUCCUCCUCCCAUCUCCUCCUCCUCCUCCUCCUCCUCCUCCUCCUCCUCCCACCUCCUCUCCCUCCUCCUCCCAUCUCCUCCUCCUCCUCCCAUCUCCUCUCCCUCCUCCUCCCAUCUCAUCUGCCUCCUCCUCCUCCCAUCUCCUCCUCCUCCCCUCCCUCUCCCUCUUAUCUCCUCCUCCUCCUCCCCUCCCUCUCCCUCUUAUCUCCUCUCCCUCUCCCUCCCAUCUCCUCUGCCUCCUCCUCCCAUCUCCUCUGCCUCCUCCUUCUCCUCCCAUCUCCUCCUCCUCCCCUCCCUCUCCCUCUUAUCUCCUCUCCCUCCCAUCUCCUCUGCCUCCUCCUCCUCCCAUCUCCUCCUCCUCCUCCUCCCAUCUCCUCUGCCUCCUCCUUCUCCUCUCCCUCCUCCUCCCAUCUCCUCCUCCCAUCUCCUCCUCCUCCUCCUCCCCUCCCUCUUAUCUCCUCCUCCCAUCUCCUCCUCCUCCCCUCCCUCUCCCUCUUAUCUCCUCUCCCUCCCAUCUCCUCCUCCUCCUCUCCCUCUCCCUCUUAUCUCCUCUCCCUCUCCCUCUUAUCUCCUCCUCCUCCUCUCCCUCUCCCUCUUAUCUCCUCUCCCUCUCCCUCUUAUCUCCUCUCCCUCUCCCUCUUAUCUCCUCCUCCUCCUCUCCCUCUUAUCUCCUCCUCCUCCUCUCCCUCUCCCUCUUAUCUCCUCUCCCUCUUCCUCUUCCUCUUCCUCCUCCUCCUCCUUUUUAUCCCACAUCCUCGCCCCUCAUCAUCACCCCCCCCUCAUCGCCCCCCCUCAUCACCCCCCCAGUGGGCCCCAUGAGUACAGACUGA